AUGGCAGAAGAGGGCGGCACAUGCUGGUAUUGUGGAGUUAAGGCCGGUUGCCAGUACUGCGCACCCAUCAAGGAUGAGGUCGGGGCAGAGCAAGAGAAAACCGACGACCCUGGAAAGAAACGGCAACGGUGUGCUGGAGGAAAGAAGGACAAGGACAGGAACAAGAGGAUCAAGGUCGAGCCGCGAGACAACAACCAGCCUCAAACGCCCGCGUUCUCAUAUCAAGAUCCAUCGCAUCCGUCGCAGUGGCAGAACGUCUUUUCCACACCAUACAGUGACAUACCUUUCUCCGCAAGCUACGGAUUUCCUCAGGCUAGCAAUAUGACUGGAUUCGGCAUACCAUGGGGUCAGCCCCUCCUCCCGCAAGCGCUUGUAAAUGGAACGACAUCUUUAGACUGGGCCGUGGUGCAGAACGGGAAUGACACUCAGAUCGGAUUUGGACAGGGCUCAAGUCAAGGCUAUACCGACCCAACUUCAGGCCUUGAACAACAAUCAGAGCCCCUUCCCAACUGUCCGCCAUAUCAAUUCCAAUAUCCAGAUCCAGCUCCUGAUGUGAAGCCUACAGUUCAGCCAGAGAUGAACUUCGAGAAUCCGUCGCAGAUGGGUGAUGCUACACUAGCCCACCUGUUAGGCACUUACAGUACCCAGAGCUCCAGCGUUGGUCAGCAACUUUAUCCGCCGGAAUUCCCCUUCUCUGCUCAAAAUGUUGAUCAGGAAGCCGAUAGAGAGCAACAAUUUACUAAGGUUGAGCAACCUUUCCCCGACACCUAG
Molecule: messenger RNA, 771 nt
Organism: Hyaloscypha bicolor E
Lineage: Eukaryota; Fungi; Ascomycota; Leotiomycetes; Helotiales; Hyaloscyphaceae
Exons: 2
Coding region: 1-771 (256 amino acids)
Source: RefSeq, a predicted model, not a curated record